AUGACUACGCCUGCUCUCACUGCGACCGCACCUUCACCUCCCACAUCGGCCUGGUUGGUCACUUGCGAAUCCACCGCACAAACUGGCGAACCAGUUGCUGGAGCACCAACCUACACCCGCCUCCACUGUCCAAACUGCUCUUGCACAUUCAUGCAUCGCAUGAGAAUAUUCGGCCACAUGCGUAUCAACGAGCGUGAAAUCGACCGCAGUCCCGACACAACCAGCACACCUACCAUGCGUAGCCCCUCCCUCGCUCCUUCGCCCUGCGCGCCCACCGCCAUUAGUUCCAUCACACGCAGUGCCCACUGCACACCCACCACGCUCAGCCCCACCCACACCGUCGCACAGUGCGCCCACCACCACCCCAUUUCCGUAGCUGACACCGGCACCACCGACUUCUCGUGUCCACACCGUCCCUGUACCCUCACCUCACGCAUCGGCCUCAUCGGUCACUUGCGGAUCCACCGCAUAGAUACUGGCGAACCAGUUGCUGGUGCACCAACCUACACCCGCCUCCACUGUUCACAUUGCCCUCGCACAUUCAUUCAUCGCAUGGGCCUAUUCGGCCACAUGCGAAUCCACGAAAACCUGAGGUAG
This is a messenger RNA of Spirometra erinaceieuropaei, 597 nucleotides long. The record is from the annotation of a GenBank genome assembly. Lineage: Eukaryota; Metazoa; Platyhelminthes; Cestoda; Diphyllobothriidea; Diphyllobothriidae.